Molecule: messenger RNA, 3017 nt
Organism: Brassica rapa (field mustard)
Lineage: Eukaryota; Viridiplantae; Streptophyta; Magnoliopsida; Brassicales; Brassicaceae
Product: NDR1/HIN1-like protein 6
Biological process (GO): defense response to other organism
Cellular component (GO): plasma membrane
Source: RefSeq, a predicted model, not a curated record
CAUGCUUCCCUAGUGCUUUCAACGACUAACCAAUACUCAAUUUUAUCCUUUUUGGAUAGAAAUGUAAUUAUGUAAAUAUAAUUAACAUGGCAACGAAGGUUUGGUUACAAAUGAAUUUGAAAUCCCAUUUGCUAUAUAGCUAAUACGAUCCUAAUUAAGAGCUUCAAAAAGUUUUUUUUUUUUUUUGGAAAACCCCAUAGCAUCAAAUAUAAUUCAAAGCUUGGCUAACUAGAACGAAUCUAAAAAAGUACAAAGAAGCAACAAACUGCAGCAUUAAAUUUUGUUAAGGUUGACGCACUAGUUGCUGAGACCAUGACUCUGAGGUCAAAACUACGCCAACUGAACGAUGAGUCUGAGAAACUACGGCUGGGGAACGAAGCUUUAUUGGUAACAGUUUACGCAAACAUAUCACUUAUAUACGUACUGCAAGUAAUCUACUUGUAGUGGAAAGUCAGCUAGCCGCUUGCUUAGAUUUGUAGCUCUCUAUAUUCCGAGCAGAAAUUGAUCUAAUAUCAUCCUUGAGCAGAAAAGAUUCCUGAGUGCGAUCUGAUCUGUAACCACUUGACUGGUGAUGAUAGAUAGGUUUAGUUAUAUUUUCUAAGCGAAUGGACUAGAGACAAGGGGACGUAGUAGUUUAUGGUGGCUUUAAUUAGAGUACUUUUCAUGUGAUUUGUGUAAAUUUUUCCAAACUUAUUCUGUUUACCAUUCUAUAAGGGGAUGGAUAGCAAAUCUAUUUUUAUUCAUUUCUUUAUUUUUAUUUCAAAAUAGAAUAAAGUUUUAACGUAUAAUUCAUUUUAGUUAAGAAGUUAUUUUAUUAAAAAAAAUACAUUAGACUUAUCUAAAGCGUAUUAAUUAUUUAUAUAAGACGUUAUUUUAUUUUGAAGAAAAAUUGAGUGAUACGAGAUGUUAGUUUUAUUAUGUAUAUCAUUUAAUAUAUAUAUAUAUAUAUAUAUAUCAACGUGCUUCCCUCAACCGGUAACGUGAGCCUGUUUGUGUUACACUGCAAGUUACUUGUGAAAACAUUGAGCAGUUCAAGUUCCAGAGAGCCAAAGGGCACGUCAGGUUAAUAAUUUCAGUAAGUGGCCAAAGUGUCGGAAAAUAUUUGUUGUUCUUUAUGUUGGUUGUUGGUAGGAUUACGUACAAUCAUUUAUUUGUAUUUUAUAGACGAACGAUCAUAUAAAAAUUUUAAAUAAUCAAAUGAUGAAAGAGUCAUUUUGUGACUAUAGUUGAUAUACACGGAGAAGAACAGAGAUCACACAAGUCCUACGCAUUCCAUGGCCGCGGCAGAGAUGUUUCUUAAACCGGUGCUUCAGAAACCACCCGGCUACCAUGAGCUUCACGCGCCUCCUGAAACUCCAAACGCAUUAUCAUCUUCAUCCACGCUUCGUCGCCGGCCACCUAAGUAUAUGAUCCCGCCGUCCUUUUAUCCGGAUAAGAAGAAAAAGUGGAGUCGUUGCCGCGUCUUUUGCUGCUGCUUCUGCAUCACCGUCGCAAUAUUCAUCCUCCUCCUUAUCAUCGCCGUCUCCGUCUUCUUCCUAUGGUACAGCCCGAGACUCCCCGUCGUACGACUCGCCUCCUUCCGCGUCAGCAACUUCAACUUUUCCAACGGGAAACCCCGCGACGGUUUGUCGCACUUGACGGCGGACGCUUCGGCGAGGCUCGAUUUCAGAAACCCCAAUGGGAAGCUACGGUACUAUUACGGCGACGCUGACGUGGCGGUGAUCGUAGGAGAUGGCGAUUACGAGACGAGUCUAGGGUCAACGAAAGUCAAAGGGUUUGUGCAAAAGCCGGGGAAUCGGACGGUUGUGAUCGUUCCGGUUAAAGUGAAGAGAGAAGAGGUGGAUGAUCCGACGGUUAAACUGCUUCGAGCGGAGAUGAAGAGUAAGAAGUUGGUGGUGAAGGUGACAGCUAAAACGAAGCUGGGAUUGGCUGUGGGAAGGCGUAAGAUUCUUACGGUGGGGAUUACUCUCAGAUGCGGUGGCGUGACGUUACAGAACCUGGAUAAACAGAUGGCUAAAUGCACCAUCAAAAUGCUUAAAUGGAUUAAGUUGCACUCAUAAGCAAUGAUCAUGAUGAUGGAUAUCAUUUUUCAUCAAAGAUUCAUCAGAACGUUAUACGACUCGAAGUGUUCAGGCUUCACGAAAGUGUCACAGUAUCUGAUUUUUGUUGUCCUUAUUGUUUUUUACUGAAAGAUUGCAUAUAAAUGAUUUGUGAUCCAAUAUUAAACCAUUCGUUAUCAUUUUAAUUUCGAUUGAUUAUAAAUAUGUAUCUCAGGAGGAAUAUAAAUGUAUUCACACAUUCGUGUACGUGUGUUCGUGUUCAGAGUUAUUCAGACAUAACUAACCCUGCCACAUGCUUAGCAAAAUAAAGGUACGUCCUGUUUCGUGCUUUACAAUUCUAUGACACCAUAUGCCGUUUUAUCAAGAAAAGACGGUACACAUUUCCUCGAUAGGUUACUAAAACGGCAUGCACUCUUCAAAAACACACGAAUUAUUCAACUAAUCCACAAGUUACUAAGAGUCAUAAAAAUAAUGGAAAUUUAAGACGCAACCAAAACCUGUAAACACAAACUCAGUAGUAGCAAAUAGGUUUUGCUAUCUAUAGUUGGCCUCUCACUUAUUUGAUUCAGAAGAACACUCUAUCUAUAAAUAGAAAGAAAGAACGAAAAAAAAAGAUGAAAUAGAACCCUAUAGCCUUUCAUCCCUUCAACGGAUGCUGGCAGGAGAUUCAAAUAAAAGCACCUAAGUUUCGAGCUUCUCUUCUGUCUCCUAGGCUACAAAAGUAGAAAGUGUGCUCUCUUCUUGAAGAUAUCAUCAAACUGACUCAGUCUGAUAUCCUAAACUCAACUCCUAAAACGUCUUUCACCAUCUCAUAUGUCACAAAUGUCAAUAUUACUAAUUAUAAAUGUAAGUUAAUUCAUUAAAGGUGUCAGUGUAAUCAACCAUCGUGAGAGUUAACGUAAAAGCGACACAUAGGAAACUGACUUCUCAAAUAAUAUUAUAGAGAUAGUUUUUUUU